Molecule: messenger RNA, 1121 nt
Organism: Doryrhamphus excisus (bluestripe pipefish)
Lineage: Eukaryota; Metazoa; Chordata; Actinopteri; Syngnathiformes; Syngnathidae
Source: RefSeq, a predicted model, not a curated record
CCAGUCACGUGGUCCCGGGAAAAGGUCAAUCUAAAAUCCCUAACCCUCCGCCUCCACCUCCGCCGACUCUCCCUUCCUCGUGUGACCUGCUGUCGAGGAGACCAAGUCAGAGAUCAAUCUGGAAGGAUUUCACCAGGUUUAGCUCUCUAAAACCUCGGCACGCCUUAUCAGGAGAUUUGCAACGAGGAGCGCAAACCUUCUGCUCGUGUUUCUGGAACAUGUAUCGUACCCUGAUGUGAAGAGACAAAGACAAGCAGCUACGGAGAAUUGAUUCCAGGAUGUUCGGCAACAACAUCAGAGCACAAACCAUCCAAAAAAAAAAAAAAAAGCCUUUCCAUCCACGCGUUCAAUCAACAUGGAUGAGGUUGGCUGCCGGAGUUUGUUUACUGGGCGGAGAGCGACAGGAAAAGCAUCCAAGCAUCUUUCGCCACCAACACUCCCACUUGACCAUUGAGAUGAUUUGCGACGACGAGGUGUGAGGUGACCGCAGUAUCUUUGAGGAAUCAAACCCAAAGAUGAGGAGCUUUCUUCAGUGUCUGGCGCUGUGUGCCGUGCUCUGCCUCGCCAACGGUCGAGCCGCCCGUUCAAGUUCAGACUCCAACGAAAGCACCGAAUCCAGAGAAGAUAUUUUUGUGGCCCCACGCCGAGCCCAUUCCUUCAUCACCCCACAGAGGAACAUCUACAACCUACCCAGAGGAAACGGCUUCAGCAAUUACUUUGUCAGCAGGAGGGUGAAGACUCCAGCAGAGAGACGUGCGGAGACCUGCGAGGACUACUCACCCUGCCGCUUUUUUGCCUACCACAAUGGCUACCAGAGGGCCUACCAGAGAUACUUCGGGAACCGAGUUCCACAGCGACCAAGACAGGCCUCCUCUCGUCGAUACUAACGUCUACGUCGAACCCAAAAACGUUUGCCACAUCGACAUUCCACCUGUAGGGACCUUCAGCUGUCAUGGAUGCGUUCAUGUUCGAAUCCGGUGGUGCUUCAUUUGGAUAAAGACAGGAUAACUGCUAUAUUUAAUAAUUAUGGCACCUUCCUAGCAUUUAUGAGCUGUGUGUAAUUGUGCCUUGGCUCCCUAUGUAUUCACCUUUUGCUACACCUUUAGCAUCCGUUUACAAAA